ACUCUGGUUGGAGCCGCCUUGGCCUCGGGACCGCCGCUUGACACAUGUGCUCUGAGGUAGAGUUGAGUAUAGUACCAGAGACUCUGUCUACUAGCUGAUUUUUUCUGAGGUCCCUGUAAAUAUGAAACCAAAGAAGCUACAUGUGAAGAAGCAGGCAGUAGUGUUUGAUGAAACAUCUAGGAAGUAAGUUUAGCCUAGACUACACUGGAAACUACGCCCCUUUCUUCUGGGAAAGGGACUGGCCAGGGAAUACUUAACAGGAUUUCAAAAAAGGAAAAAAGAAAGAAGACAAAAAGCAAAGCUUGAAAACAUGAAACUGCAGAAAGAAGCUCGUAAGAAAAUGAGGACUGAGAAAAAAGAUGCCGUAAAGAAAAAGUUGGAUGCCUACGGGCUGGCUAACAGUAAAGAUGAUUUCGGCCUUUCUGGAUCUGUUGGGUUGAAUGCUCCUGAAAAGUCUUGUGCUUACGAAGAUCACCCAAACCAUGUUGUCAUCAUAAACACUCAACCACAAUUUGGACAGUCGUUAUCAACUCUCGCUAAUAUAGAUUCUUGAAUAUAAUUAUCAAACAUCAGUCUCUGGUAAAACAGAAAAAACACAUUCACCAUCACCUGCACUAUUUACACUGUUGUAGGAGCUAUAUACUGUAAUUUUAACUUCAGAA
Messenger RNA from Halichondria panicea, 662 nucleotides. RefSeq names its product nucleolar protein 12-like. Gene Ontology annotation, cellular component: nucleolus. Gene Ontology annotation, molecular function: rRNA binding. The record is from RefSeq and is a predicted model, not a curated record. Bases 311 to 553 code for a protein of 80 amino acids. The transcript has 4 exons. Lineage: Eukaryota; Metazoa; Porifera; Demospongiae; Suberitida; Halichondriidae.